AUGAACAUUUUCACAGGUAAGGAUCCACGCAAAGAAUGGACGAAAUCAGAUAAGGAAAUAGAGAUAGAAUGCGAAAUUUUAGAUCUGGAAGAAAAAGAACAUGAUACGAUUGAUCCGGUAGAAAAGGAAAAGGGGACGGAACAUGAAGCACCCAACAAAAAGUCACAUGGAUGCACCAAGGUGUUAGAUAAAGGAAUUGAGAGUGAACAACAAGUACCAAGUGGAAAAGAAGACGAAUCAAGCAAGGUGGUAAAAAAAAGAAAGGUGAAGAAGCGUCAAGUGGAACCAUGCAUAAGAACAAGGGGGGCGAAGAGGCCAAGGCUGUCGUUCAAAGAAAAAAUCACUAAAUCUGAAGGUGUCAAGAUUAAAGCUGAGGGUCCUAGCAUAAAGGUUGAAGACCGUAAACGGAAGACAUAUCGAUCUACUGGGAAGAAGAUUGUUUCGCAUGGUGUCGAUCCUGAAAGUGAGAAUGUACGAGCCGAUGGUGAAGAAAAAUAUGGACCUGAUGACUUUAUUUCAAUUCACACAAGGUCUACAACAUCAGCUUUUCAUGAUUCAAUUCGGCGAUUGAAUCAUGCUCAAUGCGCAGCUGUACGUGAUAUGGGGUUUGGUCACUUGCUUCAGCUUCGAGUGAAGGGCAUACCGUCGAAGCUUGCAUAUUGGGUGAUUGAUCACUUUGAUAGUGAUAAAUCAGAUUUCAAGUUGAUGUUACAGCACAGGGUUAAGGUUACUGAAGAAGACAUUUUCAAAAUUUACGGUUUCCCGAGAGGACCUGAAAAAAUUGAAACGUUACGGGGUUCAGCAAAUAGUCAGUUGAUGGACGAGUGGAUUACUUCAUUCAAUGUUGACGAUAAAGAAAAAAUAAAGAUCAAGUUGGUAAUAGCGAAAAUGCUUAAUGAGAUAGAUGGAGGUGUUUGGUUUAGGAGGAACUUCCUGUUAGUCAUGUCAUUUUGUUUGAUUGAAAGCGGAUCGAACGGAAUGGUUCCACCGUAUAUUCUUCAAGUGUUGGACGACGUAACCAUGGUGAGCAGAUUGAACUGGUGCGAAUAUACGUUGCGGGCAUUGAUAGAACAAAAGGAAAAUGGUUAAAGAAUAAAAGAUCAACUUUCACAGGACUACUCCUAUUCCUAAUUGUAAGCUAAUUUGUACAAUUAGUUAUACUUUUAUACUUGUAGCAAUAACUAGUUAUACUUUUAUAAUUUGCUCGUGUUAACUCAUAUCUAUUUUGUAUU
Messenger RNA from Salvia miltiorrhiza (redroot sage), 1232 nucleotides. RefSeq lists its product as uncharacterized. NCBI's taxonomy places the organism in Eukaryota, Viridiplantae, Streptophyta, Magnoliopsida, Lamiales, Lamiaceae. The transcript has 8 exons. The record is from RefSeq and is a predicted model, not a curated record. Bases 1 to 1089 code for a protein of 362 amino acids.